AUGACUACCCAAUCCGGAAAUGACCCCCUCAGGCGAAGAACCCCACCUCAUGAACGCGGAGAUUCUCUAAGCAAACCUCCAAACUCCCCAACCUCAUCUUCAAGACGCGACCGUAUUGCCCGGGAAAGAAAGGUGUUGGAAGACAAACGACGCGAUUACGAAAAGAGAUACGGAUCCAUUACCUCUCAAAAGCUGCCUAACUCUAAAACCUCAGGAGAGAAUCCACCGCCAAAGGGGUUGGAAGAGCGCUCAAAUUAUGGAUGGGGAGAGAUCAAAGAUUAUCCCGCUGACUCUCCGGAGGGAGAAGAGAGCGUACAUUGGCUCGAUGCACUGCUUGCCGAGAAUCUUUCGCCCGCCGAAUUUAGGGAUAGAUUGAAGAAGAUAAAUGCACAACCCGACCCCUAUAUUGAAGAUCUAAGGCGAAGUAACGCAGAACUAGAUGCCACAAUGCAACGCCACAAAGAGAAAAAAGCAGAGCUUCUCAAACAGAAAGAAGAAUUAGCGGCAUGGAGAUCGACAGGGAAACCACCGAGGAGAGCGGGGCGGUUGGGAGACCGGAAUUCGAGUGAAGAUGAGUAUCAGAGGAAGGAGCGAGAGAGAAGUAGAAUACAGAGAGAAUACGGCGAACCAUCUCAGCUACUUGAUUGGAUUGUGCAGGAUGUUCGGAAUGUGGAUGGAAGGAAAUCAUGGGGGUAUGAGGAUACGGGGGAAGGGUGGGAACCGACCCAUAAAGAAUCCCAGGACCCUGUGAUCAAGGCUGAGGCUGAGGCUGAAUCUACCAAGCCGUCGGAUUCGGGAAAAUCAAAAGGGCAUGAGAAUGCAGAGGAUUGGUGGAAGCCAUUUGAGAGAGCACCUCGGAAACCUGUGACCACGACUCUGAAAGAUCCAUUGCGUAUUAAACCUUCGACCAAGAGUGCAAAAUGGGAAGAAGGCCUUGGUUCGGGAGAGAAAGAUAUACAGCCUUUUGCAGGUGGCCGUCUACCUUUCCACAACGAGCCCGAAAGUCCUCUCGAUGCAGCCGAGAGGCUAGAAAAUCAACUCAAUGCAAACGAAGAAUCCAAACACAAAUCCAAAUACAAAAGGCCUUCAGCUGUGGAUUUCCAAGAGCCACUCGAUGCAAAUAAAGAAUACAUACACAAACACAAAAUCAAAAGCAACUACAAAAGCCCUUCAGUUAUGGUUGUCCAAGGGCCACUCGAUUCAGAUAAGCAAGAAAAAGUCAAGAAAUCUUCACCCAUGACAGAAAAAAUAGUUCAAAAUGCUCCAUUACCAGUUUCAUCCGCGGCACGCAAUGACCGCAAUCGUUAUACCUUGACUUGGAUGGAGAUGCUGAUAGUUUCAGUGAUUGGAAUUGCAGUGGGAAAAAUAGCAUUGAGACUUUCAAAUAUUCCAGCUGAUGCAGAAGAUAUCAGUGGAAGUUUGAAGUGGGGAUUAGGGAAGACUUGUGAGUAA
Botrytis byssoidea is the source of this 1452-nucleotide messenger RNA. RefSeq lists its product as uncharacterized. The record is from RefSeq and is a predicted model, not a curated record. Lineage: Eukaryota; Fungi; Ascomycota; Leotiomycetes; Helotiales; Sclerotiniaceae. The coding region runs from base 1 to 1452 and encodes 483 amino acids. The transcript has a single exon.